AUGAUGUUUCGCUGCUGUCAACGCAAACUAUUCCGCUUUGUUGGAUUCCUGGCGGUGCUGAUGUUGUCUAUGGAGUGCGAGGCAUUUGUCAUCCGUCGUGGUAGUGCACGCGGAGGAACGAUCCCCUUUGUCUCUGAAUAUAAUUCACCGCCAUCCAAAGAUACGACGACGUCCCUCAAGGCCAACAACAACAACAAUAAUAAUGACUACCCCAGUAUCAAUAUCGGCCAAAUCCUCCAAACGGCUACUUUUGGAUUUGGGUUGUCCUUUUUGGCUUUGUCCUUUAUUUUGCCCGAGUUUGGAUAUGAUUUUGUGGUGCAGGAAAAUGGACGCCUGGGGAUUGGAACGGUAACAGAAGCGCAGUUUCAGCGGGAAACCAUCAAGGCCAACAAAGAAGCCAAAGCGCAACAAGAAUUGCUAAAGCAGUCGUCCUCCGAGUAG
Messenger RNA from Seminavis robusta, 441 nucleotides. Lineage: Eukaryota; Bacillariophyta; Bacillariophyceae; Naviculales; Naviculaceae. The record is from the annotation of a GenBank genome assembly.